Messenger RNA from Fonsecaea multimorphosa CBS 102226, 2067 nucleotides. RefSeq lists its product as uncharacterized. The record is from RefSeq and is a predicted model, not a curated record. The transcript is spliced from 3 exons. Lineage: Eukaryota; Fungi; Ascomycota; Eurotiomycetes; Chaetothyriales; Herpotrichiellaceae. Gene Ontology annotation, biological process: reciprocal meiotic recombination. The coding region runs from base 1 to 2067 and encodes 688 amino acids.
AUGCCUUCUCAAGGAUGUCAAAACCUCUCCCAGUCAUCUCCUUUGUGUCUCCCUUUGCUCAAAUUUUCCUAUGCUACUGUAUCUAAUGAAAGCAUCGCUCCCAUCCCAUGGAUCCAUCUCUCCAGCAAGGAUGCCCUCUUUGCCAUCUUUGAAACCAGCCCUGUUCAAUUGGAACAUGGUCGAAUUGAGGAGAGGCAAAAGUUCAAAGUCUUGCAAGAUCCUGAAGUCAUGGAAGAGCUCGACCUCAAUGCGUUGUCGGUCGAGGCCCAUCGUGCUCUGAUUCAGACCCCAAACGCUACCACUGCCGGUGUCGCUCACGUCGCCAUCAUCGUCAAAGUGCCUAUUAUAGCCAUCAAAUACCCCAUGCCCAAUGGACAGAUCCGGCGUUUUCAGAUUCGCUUCUCCAAGAACGAAGACUACUAUGAGGCUAUGAAAAUGCUUUCGCGGGCGAAUGUGCCUACCGUUGAAGCCGGCACCUUUCCAGCCCACAAACCACAAGCCGCAGCAAGACCGGUCGCGCCGAACCUGGUAGCUCCCAGCGAUUCCGCUUCUCAAAUUGGUCUGUCAAUGCCCAGUCCGAGGAAAUACGCUGCAAACGAUGACAUGUCUGCUCUCUCGCUGUCUCGGCCAGCAACCUCAGGUCACUCCGCUAUGCCUCCUCCACAGAUGUUUCUGGCGCCUGCACAAUCGGCACAGUAUCCUUUGAAUGUACGGCCACCACCUGAUCGGGACUUGCGCACAGCCCAGGCGCCGGACCUUGGGCCUGCAUAUCCCAAAUCUAAUAUUUCACUCAGCACCGCCACUACUCUUGUCCCCGACAAACAGCAGCUCAGACUCCGUGCUAUGCAAAAUCAAUCAGAGUUUGAAGAUGUCGGAAAUAUACGCAGCCGGCAAUCGACCAGAACGUCUCCUUAUUUCCCCGGACUUGAGACCUCAAGGGGGAACAUCAGCCUAGGUCUUAGAGGAGGGCAGUUAGCAUCGCCGGUCACAAGAUCCGAAGUCAACAAUCACAGCUACUCAUUGCAUGCAGGUGGAACCGGUGGUCCCGUCCUUGAAGAAGGACAAAGUGAUAGUCACCUCAGGGGUGGGGAAGCAGACUCGGUGCUUUCUAAGACCACAACCGCAAAAGGUAGAGCAAAGCGAAGCGCAGCAUCGAACAAGGCCGCAAAGACCCCAGCAGCCAAAAAGCCCCGAACUACCACAACACGUAAACGGACUACAGCACAAAAGGGCCAAGAAGACAAGCGCGUGCCGACCGUUGAUGAAUUGCUUCAACAACCGGGAUACAGCUUGCUGCCGGACACCACGACCGUUGAGUCACGAAGCAUUAUUCCAUGUGUGGAAAAUAAUCUGACCGAACCCGACCAGACAAAGAGCAUGGAAAUUGCCGAAACAGAGGACGACGCAGACCAGGCCCUCGCAGCUCAGGGAAGUCCAUUCCUCGACGGCACAACGACGACCAGGCGCAUGACCCGCUCUGCAUCGCAAGCUCUUUCGCGUGUUCCAUUACAACAAAAUGUCAAGGAGAGCAACGGACUCGUCAAAACAGCUGCCCUUCCACCAUGUACGCCGGCAGACCAGAUCAUCAGCAAUCCUGCAACACCAGCAUCACCAGUCGCUCAGGCCCAUACCACAGCGCCCCCUCAACCGACGACCUCUCUUCCACACCGUCGCGAACCACAAUCUUCAACCCUUCCCGUUCCCGCAACUGACACCUUCCUCCUCGGCCUCCACACCGCACAGCAAUGCCUCUCCGACGAUCCAGCCUUCGACCUCUCCUCGGCCCAAUCUCGCCUUGCCGCGUGGCUCAAGCUCCCCGAGUCAACGCAGACGACGACCCUAAGGGCUUAUUUCUGCGAAUUGAUCAUGACAGAAGGGUUCAGCCAGUUGUGCAAGACCGUGGACAUGUUUUGGGAAGGCGCAAUUCUGGAGGGGAGGAUGACGAUGAUGAUGAUGAUGAUGAUGAUGACGACGAGGCCGAACACCUCGGAUCCUGGUUCGACGAAUCAACGCGGUGAAGAAGAGGGGGUAGAAGUUACAAAAGUCCGUGGACGGGAGGGAGAAUGA